GAGAUCUUUUGCGCAAUCAGUCGUCUAUCUUGCCCCGCGACGUUCACUUCUGAAGGAGUGUUUCAUAUGAUUAUGAGGAAACUCAAGCUACAACGACUCUAGUUUACCCUUACGAAAACAAUUCGCGGCAAUUGAAGAUGCACCCUCGCAGGCUUAAACUCGUAUACUUAGCGGAAAGUUACCAAUGACAACUUUUUCGGCGACGACAUUUGAAAACUACGAGCAGAAAAAGUGAAUUGUGAGAUAAGCUUCAUCUCCUUGUCUAUCACUGCAUCACACGACACGCUACUUCUACUCAUCUCCAUCCCACUUUAGUAGAGUUACAUCCCUCGACCGCCGGAACAAAAAUGCCGCAAGCCCAAGACGUUUUCUUUGCCGGCCGGUCCGACAAGAAGAAGCCGAUGCAGAAGCAAGCCUGCCAUGCAGAAACAGCUACAGAAGUGGACGAAGCUACGACUCAACAAACCGACAAGGGCAUCAACGCGACAGAGCAAGUGGAUGAACCAAAAGCGAAAGUCCCCACAACUUCCAUCUUCGGAUCAUCUGGCACCAGCAAAAAGAACACGACAACAUCAUCUUCAGAACGAGCUGACGAGAAGCCAGGAAACGAACUCAACAACGUAGGCGCGGGGCUAUUGAAAUUAGCAGCAGAAUUUAACAACGGUGAAGAUAGCAGCAGCGAGGACGAAGAAGAUCCCGACGGCGAAGAUGAUAGUGAGGAAGAGGAUGUUGACGACUCAGAAGAAGAAGACUGCUCCGACGACGAUGAAGAAGAAGAAGAAGACAACGUGGAGGAGCUUCUGAAACAGCUUACCAACGACGAGAAGAAGCAACAGGGGCAGGACCUGCUGAAGCAGAAAGAUUUCGAAAAUGCUUUGGUUUUCCUCGAGGACAUGGAAGAAAGUGCGCAAAGCGUUUUGGUGUUGUUGCAGAUUUUGUCUUGCUACUUCGGUAUCGAGGAGCAGGCGAAAAAAGAUGAGGAGCUCGAGCCUUUGGGGGAAGAAGAUUGGCAGGACGUGGUGAAUUACAGUGAGCGGAUCAUCGAGACUACUAGUACUACAAGCAGUAUGAAAAUCAAGCCCGCAACCCCGAAGCAACUGGUGAAAGCUUUUUUCUACCUGGGGAGUGCGCACUCCGCUUUGGAAGAUUUCGAAAAUGCGGUGGAAAUUCUGCAGAAGGCGCUGAAACAGGACAAGGUCGCGAAUGGGGAGUUGUUGGCCCCGUUGAUCCAAGUGGAACUGACGAAGGCGAAGAAACAGCUGGACCAAAUGCUGCGAGUGAAAAAGAAGGAAUUUUUCAAGACAGAAGAGGAAAAGCGGAAAUUGGAACGAAGGAAAAUCAGCGGGAAGAAAGCCUUUAACCCACACUGCCUGAAGCACUGAUUUGGAAAAUUUUUUUUUCUCGGGGGGUCAGAAAAAGAAAAAGUAGACGGCUACAAGGGAGUUGUCCAACACCACCCCCGCGGUUUCUUUCUUGACAAUGACUUCUAGAGAAGAUCACGCACCUACCAUUUGGCUCAGGUUCUCGCAUCGAAAAAGAUAAAGAAAAAGCGUGUAGCAGUACGGUGGGGCAAAUUAU
This is a messenger RNA of Amoebophrya sp. A120, 1578 nucleotides long. Lineage: Eukaryota; Dinophyceae; Syndiniales; Amoebophryaceae. The record is from the annotation of a GenBank genome assembly.